Molecule: messenger RNA, 4027 nt
Organism: Folsomia candida
Lineage: Eukaryota; Metazoa; Arthropoda; Collembola; Entomobryomorpha; Isotomidae
Product: rho GTPase-activating protein 18
Exons: 20
Coding region: 1144-3546 (800 amino acids)
Biological process (GO): signal transduction; regulation of actin filament polymerization; regulation of small GTPase mediated signal transduction
Cellular component (GO): cytoplasm
Molecular function (GO): GTPase activator activity
Source: RefSeq, a predicted model, not a curated record
AAUUCUCUAGGUUGAGGUUGACUCUCAUUAAAAAGUCUCCUUUUCUAGUUUGCUACACGUUGAAGAGGAGGAAUUUUUAGUGCCGACUGAAAAGCCGUGAAAUGUCCUCAGCAAACAACUGGUGGUUAAUAUUUGGUGACUAAUAAUAAUAUUUAUUUCGAGUAGCUAGGUAUUUACCUGCUUCACACCAGUUGCAUGACUUUUUACUACGUAUGUACAUACGCGCACGAGAAGGGAACCAACAUCUGCUGGGAUUAAUAAAUUACUAUAAUGAAAUAGAAAAUAGUGAGCUAUUUUAAUUGCUGGAUUCCAAUACAACUCUAAUGUGAAAGUCAAUAAAUUAUUUAGUGCAAUAUUUCUCUGCGGCUCAACGACAAAUAUUUUAUUGCAACUUAUGUGAUCAACUUAAGAAAUCAAAACAAAAUUGGUUUCGUUCGUCUCCCUCGUGUGAUUUACAGGGGAAUAAUUUCUCGACGAUGAAAGACAACAAACUUUCCAAUUUUGUUUUUGGGGAUCAUUAAAUCACAGGUUGUCCAUGCCCAUGCCUUUCCUUGGCUUCCAUAUUUGUCAAUUUCGCAAGUACAAGCAAAGGAGGAGAGAAGACGAUCACUGUUUGACGCAAGGGGUCAAUAAAUCACAUCAACAGCCAUCAAUAAGAAUCUUGAAAUUGCAAGUAAUCCAACAACAGCAGACGCAUCGCCUGUGAGCAUCGCUGACGGGCUGUCAUUCAUGACCAACUUGGUGGUGGGAGCCAGUGGAAAUAACAAUUGACAAUUCAAUGGUGGCAGUUUUUGCUGAGCUGAAGAAAGUGAAACGGUUAUCAUCGGUCGAUCAACAGUGCGCAAAUUCCGGAAAUUCAAUGCCGCUGGGAUAUAAUUGCUUAUUGUCCUCAUAAGCAUCCAAAGAAAGACAGUUAACUAAACCAGUGAUAAUUUUAGUGGGUAGUGUGAAACCUUGGUAGUUAUACGUAGUUGUAGAAAAUAUGAUUGAUAGACGAAGCAAAUUGUGCAGAUUUUAACAUAAAAACGUCCAACAAUUCUCCAAUUUUAUUCGAGAAGAAAGAGGAUUUGAGUACAACAAAGUGGAUAACAUAAUACAAGGAAUAGUGAAGACCGGUUGGUUUGAGAACAUUGAGGCGAGAAGAUGAGUGUGAGUGUGGAAAUUAAGAAUUUGGCUGCAUUGCCACCACCCACGAACACCACCACACCCGCCACGGUCACGGUAACUGUGAAUCAGGAGAAUAUGGAGGACGAGUUUUGGGCAGAGGUGGCCGGCAGCAAGGAACGCUUGGACGAAGAUGAGCACAAGGGAAAUGUCACGGAUGAAGGAGAGAUUGAGGCGGAUUGGCUUUCUGACGUUGGGUUAUCGGAGUGGACUCAACAAUGGAGGCAGGGCAAAUCCCUCCCCGAAAAUGACAUUGGGCCAGCAGUGCAAAAAUUGAGCUUGAAGCCCCAUCAGGCUGAUGCUGUUCGUAAGAGAGUUAGAACGCUAAAUGCAACAUUGAAACGAAAAAAGAAUCAUCGAAGGCCUCCAGAUGUCCGCAGUUUUUUUCAAAACGAAUUUCCAGAAAAUAAGGAUUCAUCAAGAAGUGAAACUCCCGACUCUCUGGAUUCCAACGAAUUUAUCCCAAGUGACUCGCCACCAAGGAGAUCAUCACCUUUAUCAUCUCAGCAUCAUCAUGCAAGCGGAUCUUCUGCUGACGAACUUGAUGAUAUCUGCCAGUUGCCUCAUGUGCCAAAUUUUGUGUCAAUCUUUGCCGAUGGAAAUCAUCAACCUGCAUCAACGUCACCCCCAAAUAAAAAUAAAGAUCUUUUCAAACCCCGGUUUCCCGUGCGUGGAAAUUCUAGUGUGACCACGGAUGGCGAAAUUGCUACCGAUAAUAUUUCAGGGAUUGAAAUUCUCGGAUACCAUAAUGUAGGAACUAUCUACAUGAAAGGAUAUAUUCCGUCCAAGAAGCCCGUUUUUCAAGGAAUAAUUACGCCAUCUGCAAAUUUUUCCACCAUAUCCAUAAAUAACAUAUCUUCUGUUAAUGACAGUUCGAAAACAUGCAACACAUUUAGUGCUACGAAAACUGGAUUCACCGCUGAGCUUAAUCGUAUUAACGGUGACUUGAUGAGCAAUGAUGAAAAUGACGAUAGUUUAAAUCCGGAAGAAUCAUAUGUCGACCCUGCGGGACUGACUCGAUUGUGCGAUUUGAGCGAAGAGGACUGUAAAAGUAUCCGUCCAUUAAUUCUCAUGGAACUCACUGCCCAAUGUGAUCACGUGAAUAUUCAACUUCGUCGAAAGAAAGUUCAAAAAGUGCUCAAGAAAAAUCCUCCGACAGAAGAAGGAGCCAGUUGCAUUUUUGGGGUUUCGUUGGAGUCUCUGCUACAAAAAGACCGUCAAGUUACUGCUGAUAACAGUUUAGAAGUACCAAUCAUAUUUGAAAAAUUGACAUCGCACUUGCAAAAACGAUCAAUGAACGAGCAAGGAAUUCUUCGAAUGGCUGGACAAAAGGCGAAAAUUUCUGAACUACGGGCAGUUUUUGAAUCUAGUCUUUACACAGAACCGGAACAGGUGGAUGCUGCAAUGAAUCAAUGCUCUUCCCAUGACGUUGCCAAUCUACUCAAGCAGUUUUUGAGAGAAAUUCCCAAUCCUCUUCUCGGUUAUGAAUAUGUUGACGCUUUCUUCGAAAUUACUGAUAAAUUAAAAGAUCGAAGCUUAGAAACAUGCAUUCGUCUUCUGAUUCUCCUUCUACCUCAAAGCCAUCAAGCCGUUCUGCGACAGUUGAUUACAUUUCUCCGUGAUCUGGUUAAAAACUCUGACAAAAAUAAAAUGGGGUUGAAGAACGUUGCUCUGAUUGUUGCUCCAAAUUUAGUUCCAAUGUCUGCUCUUGGGUCACAGAAUAAGGAACUGAAUAGAGCAGCAACUUGGGUGCGAAUGACUCAGACGUUGAUCAAGUAUGGAGCUGGCCUAUUUUACAUUCCGAGUGACCUUUUAUCUCAGUUGAGGCAAAUCAACGACCGUGCUAAAGCGAAACGGGCGAAAGCGAGAAACGGGAAUACUCCAAAUAAUAAAUCAAUGGCCAACGGGAAUUCUGGUUCAGGCUGCAAAUCAGGCCCUUGCAAUUAUCUCAAGGUAUCUGCGCCUCAGUUAGGUUUUCCCGAUGUGAUGCUCCCGAUUAAUGCUGGCACAACGGCCGGAGAAAUUGUUCUUUCAUUACUAGAAGAGGCAGAUCGAAAAGCAGAAUCUUUGGAAAAAGAAGGCCUCCAAAAUGGAUCUUCUCAUGUGAAUGUUAACAUGAACCAAGGGAAUGGAGUGGGCAUAAGAAGAAGACCUGUUCCCAGAACUCAGGAUGUCAGUAAUAAAAAUGUUCCAAAUCUUAGCUGCCUAUUAACUCAGAUGAAUCCAGAGAUUGCUCUAAAGACUCAUUCUUUGUACGAAAUCGGAGGAAAUAUUGGUUAUCGACGUGUUGACCCCUCCGCACUACUUCCAGCCGUUUGUAGAGAUAAUCCUUCCGCUUCGUGGGUCCUGAGAUGCAAUCAUCGACAUUCGACAUUCGUCUAGCCUCUGACUGAAGAUGCCUAAAAAUAACUUUCCUCAGGUUGGACUGAGCCCAACUUGCAAAACUGUUUCCAAUGUUCGUCAAACUUCAAAAUAGUGCAGGGCUAAUACACUAGUUUCAUUGUGAAGCUUUCUCAAAUUGAGACAAUACUUGUCUUAAAUUAAUUUAUAUAGGUUAAUAUACGUUAUUAUUGUUUUACUAUUAUUGCGAAGUAGUUUUGCAAUUUUUGUAAGACUGUAACUGAAUUAAAAAUAUUCAUUUAGUUAAUUUUACAUAUAUACAUAACGGAUAAAGCAGGUCACUAAUUCUGUCAAUUAAUUAAGUAGCUAACAUUAGUAUGCAUAGUUUUUAGUGCUUAUUUAUACUAUGGUUAAACUCUGGCUGCAAACGAAACGUCAAUUUUGGUAGCUUUAUGACAAAGACUUAACAAUUAUAAUAAAUAUGAGAAGACAAAUUAAAUAAACUAUUAACCAUUUCAUUUAA